Molecule: messenger RNA, 4290 nt
Organism: Talaromyces marneffei
Lineage: Eukaryota; Fungi; Ascomycota; Eurotiomycetes; Eurotiales; Trichocomaceae
Exons: 1
Coding region: 1-4290 (1429 amino acids)
Molecular function (GO): protein binding
Source: RefSeq, a predicted model, not a curated record
AUGUCGAGUCCUGCCGACUCAAAGGCCCCAAAGUCGGCCUUUGAGAGCCCCACGUUUGGUGAGGACAGCUCAUUCCAUGUCGAGCAACCUGUCGGCUCAGCGUCCAUAUCGCCAUGUGGCCGAGACGUUGUCCUGGCAUCUAGAGAGGGUCUGCAUAUCAUCGACCUUGACUCGCCAUAUUCACCGCCUCGUUACCUCCCACACCAUACGCCCUGGGAGGUUGCCGAUGUCCAAUGGUCGCCUUUCGCACAUCGAGAUUCCUGGGUCGUCAGUACGUCCAAUCAAAAGGCAUUGGUAUGGAACCUCUCCAUGAAGAGCUGGGAAAACUCCAUAGAAUACGUCUUACAUGCACAUUCACGCGCUAUUACCGAUAUCAACUUCUCCGCCCACCAUGCCGAAAUCCUCGCUACAUGUGCAGUGGACAGCUUCGUCCAUUGCUGGGAUCUUCGGACACCUUCUCGACCCGUCGUCUCGUUUUCCGACUGGUUCGCCGGUGCAACUCAAGUCAAAUGGAAUCGCCAGGAUCCUCAUAUUGUUGCAAGUUCACACGACAAAUAUCUACGAAUAUGGGACGAUCGUAUGGGGGCAAUACCGCUAAAAUCGAUUGAAGCUCACAGCACAAAAAUCUAUGGUGUUGACUGGGAUCGCACACGUAGGGAAGGCAUUGUUACAUGCUCGUUGGAUAAAACAAUCAAAGUCUGGAACUCCGAGGGCGAAGCAGACGUCCCCGAGAAAGUUAUUGAAACACCAUUUCCAGUUUGGCGCGCAAGAAAUACCCCAUUUGGCUGUGGAAUCCUCGCAAUGCCUCAAAGAGGCGACAACGAUCUCCAUUUGUACGGUCUAAGCUCAACAUCUGAAGAUCCAUCUGUCCACACUAUGCCCCUUGUGCAUAGCUUCCCAGGGCACAAGGGACAAGUCAAAGAGUUUCUGUGGCGACCGAGAGGAACCGUUGUCAACGGACUAGACCACCGAGAGUUUCAACUAGUGUCAUGGGGUGCCGAUCGAGAGCUAAGGCUACAUCGAGUUGACUCAGAUAUUCUUCGCGACGUUGGUUACGAAAAAGGAAAGACUGUUGACCGUAGCUUGCGAUUCACUCGACAAGGCGCUACAUAUAAAACAUUCCGUGAUGAGCCUCUUGACGAAAACCUCGAGGACUCAUUGUACGCAGAAACGGUAAUUUCGGCCGGUACACGUCCCCAGGUUGGUGCUGGCUUUGGGACGAAUAAUGUGUCUACACGUUACUCUCGUGUGUCAAAUCAUAAAAUUCAUAUUGAACCUAGGGUCGGCAUGCAGGGACGUACACAAUUCAGGGCCAACACCAACCCUAUCGCCUGGAUGCGCGGUGUAAAGAUUUCUGUCUGGGACGUUGAAACCCUAGGCGAUGAGAUCACACAUGUGGGCGAAAAGUUCUCCAAAGUAGAUUUCGAGACAGUAGAUGUCCGCCAAAGAAAAGUGACGAUUUCCUUGCAUGGUCCCUGGGCUGCAGAAGGAGCCUCGCUAUUUCUCAAACUCGAUAUCAAAUUUCCUGAAGAUUACCCGCGAUCUGCAAUACCAAUCUUUAAAAUCCAAAAGACCUCCGCCAUGACAAACGAACUUUCAGAAAAAAUAGUAUCGGAGUUGCGCACAAUUUCAGAGACGUACAUGUCUCGAAAGCGAGGAUGUCUUGAAGGUGCUCUUCGUUAUCUUCUCGGAGAAUGCAGCCUCGAAGAGAGCAUUGCUCUGGUUCUCGGAGAGACUAUUGAUACCAUCAAGUCCCCAGUUGCGGGACUAGAUGAUGACGAGUCUAGCGACGAGGAUGAAGAUGUUGGGCAAUUUCAGAAACAAGAUCUCAGCAUGAGUUCUGAGUUACUCCGCCCUAUCAAUGCCAAUGUCAUGGUUCCUGUUGCCAAGGUCUGCGGUGCUACUUGGAGCCAUGACGGUCGUCUUGUCUGCUUCUUCCCGCCGAAGAAAGACAAGCCUGGUUCUCUUUUCGACUCCCUUGGUUUCAAGGAUAUAAGUCGACUUACUCGAAAUGAUAGAAUCUUUGAAGGAUUCGGCCGCUUGCAUACAAGUUCGCCUGGCCAUCUACCCACCAGAAAGGCGCUUGGCACAAUGAGUACAACUGAUGAUGGAGGCUCGGAUUAUUCUGACGAUUCCGAUACGGCUUCAUCAAGCUCGUCUGAUUCCUCGGGUGUGAUACUUGGCUUGCCAAAUCGAUACCAGGCCUCCUCUAUGUGGCGUAGUGUUGGGACCCUUGGUACCUAUCGUACGAGGUCCGCUGACAACUCUCAAUUAUCUACGGUUGGUGGUCCCCCUGCCACCAUCGGUACAGUCAAAUCAUCAGACUCUGCGCAUAAUAUAAUUGCUAUUCACAAUCUCAGUGACCUACUGCCUGCAAAGAGAGCUUUGGCUAGUCAGUACAAAAUAUUCGGACACGGUGCCGAUGUUUGUGCGCAUAACGCAGCAGUGGCAGCGGACUCUGGCUAUCAUCAUCUAGCUCAAGUCUGGGGCCUAUUAAAAUUGGUUCUACAGAACCAAAGCGAUCCACGAGCUCAAAAUAUCGAUGCAAACGUCAUUGCGGGGCGAUUGGGUGGUGGCCAUGUGGCCGAUAAUUUGAUCAAGACGAAGCAAGCUCCGAAAGGGGUUCUACAUCGAUUCGGUUUCAACAAUAGCGCCUUUGGUGGUCGUUGGCUUAUCAAUGCGCUUUUUGAUCACUUUGAACAAAUAGGAGAUGUUCAAAUGCUCGCAAUGCUUUCAUGCAUUCUUCACGAGCAAUCUGUGCUCAAUCGAUUUGGUCGGCGCCGAGACAAAGAAGUAUCCUUCAGUCAGCAAGCGCAUAGUCCCAUUGCCUUGGACUUUUUCUCUUCUAAAGUCCGUGAUAGUAAAUCGCAGGCGGCGACUCCGAUGACCUCAUAUUCGAGAGAUAGCGUCGAUGUUAGUGAGCUACAAAGCCCGGAGAUUCCAACGGAGCAAUGGAACAGCAUCGGAACCACACCGCACUCCAGCUCAGCGUCACCAAUUGCUACACAUUCAAGGUUAUUAGGGGGCAAGACCCCUGCACUGUCCAUUUCUGCCUCGCCAGACAACCACGGUCCGUCCAGACUCGGUUCUGGGGUAGGUACAGCACUUGCAUCGUCACUAUCACGAUCAUUCACAUUUGGUCCUUCUGCCGCCUCCUCGCCACCAACAAGCAGCGCUAAGAAGAAGACUAGCCCAAUAGGAAGCUUGAACAUUCCAGCGGCCGUCAGUUGGAGUGCUUCUCAGUUUCUUAACAGAGCCGUUUCAGCGAUACCAGAAUAUCUCAACUCUUCGAUGGUCAUCACGUCAAGGAGUCACUCGGAGGUAGAUAGCGAGAAGAAGAAAGACACACACAAACCGAUGAGGCUUCAUGUGUCACACAAGAAUCGUACAGCGUUUGACGCUGAUGAUUCUCCGGGCAGUCCAUUCAUCGACCGUAAACGAGAAGCAUUAUUCCAGACCUACCGCAACUCAUACGCUAACUUACUAUUUGUGUGGGAUCUGCCAAUCCAGCGGAGCGAGGUGUUGACAAUAGGUGCUCCUGUAGGGUCUGGGAGUGACUUGUCUGCAGGACAACGGCAAACCCAAUCAUCUAAGCAGCCGUCUUUUGGAACCCGUGGUCAGAAAGAUAGCUCAUUCACAAAACAAGUUACAGGUGAUACUCUGGAUGUUCAACGACAUUGUGCCGAGUGCGGGCAUGCGCUGUACAGGUCCGUUUUCUCCUCCGUUAAGCUGGAAGAUUUUAGUGGCAAAAUGGUGAAACCACCGCCACUUCCAAAAUGUCCCUCGUGUGCUGCUGUGCAGCCGCUAUCUGCUCACGUUGGGUGUGUUAUUUGUGGAGAAGUUGUUUCUGGAAUGUUCAUACCAUGCCUGGAGUGUGGUCACGUAUGCUGUUUCGAAUGCCACCAAGAAUGGUUCUCGCUCCAACAACUACAUACAGGUGGAACACAGGACCUUUCGGAUCUAGUCUGCCCAAGCCCGUGUGGUUGCAGCUGCACAGAGCAUUCUGAUAUGGUAGUCAUGCCAUCCCCCGCUGCAACGCCAACCUACGACGAAAGAGGAUAUCUACUCGGUGCACAUCAUCGCCUCAGGCCCGAGAUGGCAUCACGGUCUCAACAGAGUGUCAUGGCUGGACACACAGAUGAUGACUUGGAUGCAUGGCGUGGGGCAAACUUUGCUCGAGGACUCGGUGGAGGUCUUAGUCGUGUUCUGACAGCAAAUGCAACUGAUCGCAGCAGGCGAAGCAGUUCAUCAAACAGGAAGUUCCAGUUUGAUCGUAUCGAGACGAUGUGA